AUGGCAGACCCAACCAACAUUCCUGCGCCUUCCCGUCGCUAUUCGCUGACCCGCGAGAACCACACCGUGACACCAGGCGUCGACAACCUCGGCCCAGGCUCACCAGGCGGCGGAAUCAGCGGCAUCGCCCUAGGCAUAGCAAACACACACGAUCGCCAGAGUGGCAUCGAUGCAUCCCGCGGCAUCGACUACAACGGUCCCGCAGAGCGCGACUACAACACCGUCGGCUCCGACACACCCUACAUACCCUCACCGGGCUUCGUCAGCGCCGAGUCCCUGCGCGGCCAUUCCUAUGGCUCCAGCUCCAACAUGGGACUCGGCGCUGCCGCCGCUUCCCCGGGCUUCCAUACCCCCGGCCAGUCCUCGCUGCAUCUCGACUCGGGCCAGAAUCAGUACCCGGCGCCGUACGCUGGUGUCAGUGAUGGCCCGUAUCAGCGCCAUUCCACCGCUUACAGUAAUGGGGACAUGAUCAAUCCGGACGAGAUCGCCGACGAUGGCGAUGAGGACUUCCCACGUUCGCGCGGUGUCGCUGCCGCCGGUGGGGGUGCUGCUGCCGGGGCUGCGGGGGGUCUUUUCACGGGCUUUUUUGGGAAAGAGAAAAAUGCCGAUGUGGCGUACAACUCGGUGCCGGGCGGUGGAUUGGAGGCUGGUAAUGGAGGGGCUGGGGCAGGGACCGGUGUGGCAGAAAAGGCCGGGAAAGGAAUGGAUAGCCGCAAGAAGAUGGGCUGGAUCGUCGGCCUCGUUCUGGGGUUCAUCAUUCUUGGUGCGAUCGUCGGUGGUGCUGUCGGUGGCACGAUUGGAAACCAACACAAUAAGGAUAAAUCCUCUUCCAGUGCAGGUUCCGACGAGACGGCAGAUGGCGAUACGAAGAGCAAUGGAGACCUCGAUAAGGACUCCUCGGAGAUCAAGGCUCUCUUGAACAACAAGGAUCUCCACAAGGUCUUCCCUGGUAUGGACUAUACGCCCUGGGGUGUCCAGUACCCCGAUUGUCUCAAGUGGCCUCCCUCGCAGAACAAUGUCACUCGUGAUAUGGCGGUUCUCUCGCAAUUGACCAAUACCGUGCGUUUGUACGGCACUGACUGUAAUCAAACGGAGAUGGUCCUCCAUGCGAUUGAUCGCCUUGAGCUGAAGGAUAUGAAGCUCUGGUUGGGUGUGUGGAUUGAUUCAAACACCACUUCCACUAAUCGCCAAUUGGAUAAGCUCUACAAGGUUCUUGAUGAGACGAAAGAUACUUCCAUCUUCAAGGGAAUCAUCGUUGGCAACGAAGCCCUGUACCGCGCCGGUGACACCAAAGCAAGCGCUAUGAAGUCGCUUAUUUCAUACAUCAAAGACGUGAAGAGCGAAGUGAAAAAACGGAGCAUCGACGUCCUCAUUGCCACAUCCGACCUAGGUGACAACUGGACUUCCGAGCUGGUCGAUGAGGUCGACGUUGUCAUGUCGAACGUGCAUCCCUUCUUCGCGGGUGUCAAUGUCGAUGUUGCUGCAGCCUGGACAUGGGACUUCUGGCAGAAUCACGACGUGACACUCACCAAGGGCACAGACAAGAAGCAAAUCAUUUCCGAAGUCGGCUGGCCGAGCGGUGGUGGCAAGGACUGUGGUGAUAGCAAAGUCUGUGACUCUGAUACGCCUGGAUCUGUUGCCAGCGUCGAGAACAUGAACACAUUCAUGGAUGACUGGGUCUGCCAGGCAUUGAAGAAUGGAACAGAUUACUUCUGGUUCGAGGCCUUCGAUGAACCAUGGAAGAUCCAGUUCAACGAGAAAGACAAAGAAUGGGAAGAUAAAUGGGGUCUGAUGGACCCUGGCCGCAACAUCAAAAAGGGUCUCAAGAUCCCAGACUGUGGGGGCGAGACUGCCUCCUAG
Molecule: messenger RNA, 1860 nt
Organism: Penicillium olsonii
Lineage: Eukaryota; Fungi; Ascomycota; Eurotiomycetes; Eurotiales; Aspergillaceae
Source: the annotation of a GenBank genome assembly